AAAGCCUAUAGAUGAUGCAAAGACAUACAUUCUGUCUUGCACUGACAAGGAUGGGUUUAUGCCGAGAUUCAUUGACCAUUACAAAGGAAGAGGAGUGUUUGCCACACACCCCAUUGAACCCGGGGACUUCGUGUUGGAGUACAGGGGUAAACUCCUCACACAGGUGGAAUGCAAGUCAAGAAAAUACUCAGAGAUUGAAAGCACAUUUCUCUUUGACUUUCAGUGGCAGAAUCAUCACUUAUGCCUGGAUGCAUCUGAAGAAGAUGGAUCUCUCGGAAGAUUGGUCAAUGACAACCACAAAAAUCCAAAUUGCGUUAUGAAAAAAAUCAUAGUUGACGACAAACCACAUUUGUGCCUUUUUUCUCUGAAGAAAAUAGAAAUAGGAGAUGAAAUUGAUUACAACUAUGGCGAUUCAAAAUGGCCUUGGCGCAGUAAGUUGAAAAAAAACCAAGCUCCAGCCGCAGCAUUAGAGAAUGAGACCAGCCCUGUUCCUCAGAUGCUAAAUGAUGGACCAAACCCAGAUCAGACCUGCACACAGGUGAAAGGCCUUCAGACUCCAGCCGCAGCAUUAGAGAAUGAGACCAGCCCUGUUCCUCAGAUGCUAAAUGAUGGACCAAACCCAGAUCAGACCUGCACACAGGUGAAAGGCCUUCAGACUCCAGCCGCAGCAUUAGAGAAUGAGACCAGCCCUGUUCCUCAGAUGCUAAAUGAUGAACCAAACCCAGAUCAGACCUGCACACAGGUAUUUACUGUCCAAGGAUUUUCACUGGUUGAUUAUCCAUAUAGUGAUGAAACUGAUGAGGAUGGUAUGGAAAACGAACCUCCCACCCCACACCUGGAUGUCAUUUUAGGGCAGAAUGAUAUUGGCCCAGAUGUUUCAAAUCAUUUGUACGAUUCAGAUGAAACUGUUGUGAAAGAAACUUGUGAUGAGGCUUCUCCAAGCAACCAUUCCAACAAUCAAUCGGAUGAUGAACUUGUUCCACCACUGAGACGCACAAAAAGCAUUAUGAUGGAUAGAGUACAAGAUUUUACCCACAGUCUCUAUGAUAGUGACAGCCCAGAGGAGACUACUUUUUUUAAGCCUGAAAGGGAUUCACAGAAGCUGAGAAGAAGGUCUUGCCGUCCCGAAGUUUGUCCAGAAAAUGUCAAGACACUUGUGGCGUAAACACCAAGAUGAAUUGGAUGUUGCGAAAGCAUUCAGUUUUCCAAAAAACUCAAAGGAAAGAAAACUACAAUUGGACUACAUACGAAAUAAGGGAAAUUUCGAGCACAACAGUCAUGUUUUGGAAACACAAAAAGGAAAACUAAUCCCAUGUAAACAACCAGGAAAAAAAUCAGAGGGACAUAAAUUUGCACAUUGCAUUCACUGCUAUGGGCUGUUCUCAAGAAGAGCGAUGUGGCGGCAUUUCAAGGUCUGCAGCUUCAAACCCGAAAGUACUAAACCAGGUAAAAAUAGAGUUCAGGCAUUGUGUGCUUUCGCUGAACCUUCUCCAUCGGAAUAUACAGACGCGUAUUGGAAGUUCUUGAGUGUAAUGAUUCAGGACAAGAUUGCAGUUGCAAUUAAAGGAGACAACUGCAUCCUCAAUUAUGGUUUCAGGUUGUUCAAAAAGAAUGAGAAGAUAGUCAGUCAACACCAGUAUAUACGCCAAAAACUGAGAGAACUUGGCAGGCUUUUAUUGGAAGCUAAAAAAAUCACACAUGUGAAGACCAUUCAAGAACUCAUCAAACCUGAACAGUACUCCCAGGUUGUCAGAGCUGCAAAGAACCUAUCUGGAUUCAGUGAGGAAACUGGCAUAUACCAAUGUCCCUCUCUUGCACGCAAGGUAGGGCACAGCCUGCAUUCGUUGGCUAUGUUUAUCAAGUCUGAAGGACUGAAAAAGAAAGAUAAAGAAACCAUUAAAGAUGCUGAGGAGUUUGCACAGUUGUAUUUAGAGAGUUGGAGGUUUGAUAUUGCAGGCCAGGCAUUAACCCAGCUUAACCGGGCCAAAUGGAAUGCACCGCAACUUUUACCUCUUACACAAGAUAUCCAAAGGCUACAUUGCUAUCUAGAAGAAAAACUGCAGCAACAUCUCAAAGAUUUAAAAGAACAUCGUUCAUCCACAAAUUGGAAGGAACUUGCAAAAGUAACGCUGACACAAGUUAUGCUUUUUAAUCGGCGGAGAGCAGGUGAAGUGUCCCGAAUGCGCCUGUCUGCAUACUUAUCGAAGGACACAUCAGAGGAACAGGGAGAUGUAAAUUUGGCCCUCACAGCGCUUGAGCAGAAGCUCUGCAGGCAUUUUGUGCGAAUAGCAAUUGUUGGAAAAAGAGGAAGGAAGGUUCCUGUUCUUCUAACCCCAUCAAUGAGAGAAUCACUUGAUGCUCUUACUGAGAGCAGAGAAGAAUGUGGGGUGCUGAAGGACAAUGAAUAUCUGUUUGCAUUGCCACAAUCUGACCAUUACCUCAGGGCUUGUGACUGCUUGAGGCAAUUUGUCAGUGAAUGUGCAGACAUAAAAAAUCCUCAAGCGCUAACAUCAAUUCAACUGAGGAAACAUAUUGCUACCCUGUCUACUGUUCUGAACCUUAAAACCACCGAGCUCGACCAGUUGGCAGACUUCCUUGGUCAUAAUAUCACUGUUCACAGGAAACACUACAGGCUCCCAGAAAGCACCCUACAAUUAGCCAAAGUAAGUAAAGUCCUUCUGGCAAUGGAACAAGGACGCCUAGGAGAUUACAAAGGAAAGAGCCUCGAUGAAAUACAAGUCGAUGUAAAUGAGACCAUCGACAUGGAGGGACCUUUAGCAGAGGACAUUGAAGAUGUCAGUAUGCUAGGAGAAGAUGGGUCAGAUGAUGAGGUCAGCAUGUCAUCCACGCAAGAAUGUACCUCCACAUCACAAAGUCAAAACCAGGGAGUGUCUGCCACCGAUGUCAGUAUGCCAAGAGAAGAGGGGUCAGAAGAUGAGGUCAGCAUGUCAUCCCUGCAAGAAUGUUCCUCCACAUCACAAGUCCAAAACCGAAGUGUGUCUGCAAAAAAGAGAGGAAAACAAACGGCCGUCAAAAGAAGCUGGACCCCAGACGAGUGUGCUGCAGUGGACACACAUUUGAGGAGAUUUAUUGUAAUGAAUCAAGUUCCUGGUAAAGAAGAGUGUCAGCGCUGUAUUACUGCAGAACCUCAAGCUCUCAGAAACAGGGACUGGAAAGCAGUUAAAUAUUAUGUUAAAAAUCGCAUUACAGCCCUGAGAAGAAAAGUCUAGUGUACCUAAUGGAACUGAGGUAAAACCAAAACAUUAGAGGUAGGAUCUUAAAAUGUUUUGUAUUUGGUUGUGUUCUGUUGUAACCUUGUUGUUGUUGUUGUUGUUGUAGGGGUUUGCUCAGGUUUUAUGGCUGUCCAGUGGCCUACAAAUAUACAGUUAUACAAUAUACAGUUCUUAUUUAAUUUAUUUUUUUAUUUGAUGGAUGUAGGAUGGAUGUUGGAUGGAUAUUGAAUAGAUGUUUGAUGGAUGGAUGGAUGUUGGAUGGAAGUUCGAGAGCUGGGUGGAUGUAGGAUAGAUGAUGGAUGAAUGUUGGAUGGAUGUAGGGUAGAUGAUGGCUGGAUGGAUGUUGGAUGGAUGUAGGGUAGAUGAUGGAUGGAUGGAUGUUGGAUGGAUGUAGGGUAGAUGUUUGAUGGAUGGAUGUUGGAUGGAUGUAGGGUAGAUGUUGGAUGGAUGGAUGUAGGGUAGAUGAUGGCUGGAUGGAUGUAGGGUAGAUCUUGGAUGGAUGGAUGUAGGGUAGAUGAUGGCUUGAUGGAUGGAUGUUGAACAGAUGUUGGAUAUAUGGAUGGAUCUUGAAUAGAUGUUGGACAUAUGGAUGGAUGGAUGGAUGGAUGUUGGAUGGAUGUUCGAGAGCUGGGUGGAUGUAGGAUAGAUGAUGGAUGUUGGAUGGAUGAAUGUCGGAUGAAUGUAGGGUAGAUGAUGGAUGGAUGGAUGUAGGGUAGAUGUUGGAUGGAUGGAUGGAUGUUGGAUGGAUGUAGGGUAGAUGAUGGCUGGAUGGAUGUUGGAUGGAUGUAAGGUAGAUGUUGGAUGGAUGGAUGUUGGAUGGAUGUAGGAUGGAUGUAGGGUAGAUGAUGGCUGGAUGGAUGUUGGAUGGAUGUAGGGUAGAUGUUGGAUGGAUGGAUGUUGAAUGGAUGUAGGGUAGAUGAUGGCUUGAUGGAUGGAUGUUGAACAGAUGUUGGAUAUAUGGAUGGAUGUUGGAUGUGUGGAUGUUGGAUGGAUAUUGAUAUAUUCUUAUUUAUUUUAAUGCAUUUAUUUAUUUUAGGGCCUAAACACUGAAAGUGUGUGGGGCAUAUGUUAAAUAUUUCAAAGGAUUUUUCAUUUCUUUAAAUAUCUCUGUAUCAUUAUUUCAAAAUUUGAGGCUUCACUGGAAAGAACAACUUGUGUUAACAUGACAUUAUGGAUGCAGUCCAAUAUAACAUAUAAUUUCAAUGCCUAUAUAAGAGAAACUGUUGGGUUUACAUAAAAGUUCAGGCUGAUGUUGUUCAAACAUUGAGUGCAGAUUGUACAAACCUAGACAUUAAAUUAAUAAUUUGUUUUAAUCAUUUCAUAAAAAGUUUAUUGACUGACAACUGUGUGGCAUAAACUUUGUCAUUACAAUAAAAUUGGUCAUUUCAGUUUUGUUAUAAAACUGUCUUUGAAGCCGUAUGUCUUGUAAUCUGUAAAGGCAGAUGGAAAGUUUCACAUAUAUACAUAGUUACUCAUUACAAAAAUAACUAUUUUAGUCCAAAAUAAGGGAACUGGGAGUAAUAAUAAAGGCUGUUGUCAGCAGCUGCAGAUAGUGACCUUGGGCCCCAUUAACAUAUAAAAACUUGGUAUAUAUGUGUGUAUGUGGGCGGACCUCUCAAGUCGGCAAUCCUAGAAACGUUCCCCACAAGGGGCCAAAUACCUUUUUCGACAAAACUUUAGAAAUUUAUCAAAUUGAAGUGAUAUUAAUGAUUGAGAUUUUUUUUUAGAUCUAAUGUUGUUUUUAUAGCAGUGUAGGACCACUGGAAAGGGUGGAUCCCACAACGCAUAAAAAAACUGGUGGGCCCCAUGAGUGGGCCUGCGCAAGAAUGUGUGUGUGUGUGUGUGUGA
This is a messenger RNA of Carassius gibelio (silver crucian carp), 5081 nucleotides long. RefSeq lists its product as uncharacterized. The record is from RefSeq and is a predicted model, not a curated record. Bases 59 to 1165 code for a protein of 368 amino acids. NCBI's taxonomy places the organism in Eukaryota, Metazoa, Chordata, Actinopteri, Cypriniformes, Cyprinidae. Gene Ontology annotation, molecular function: protein binding. The transcript has 13 exons.